AUGAGUGUUAGAAAAUUUAAACAUUGUAUGCUUGGAGAAUUAGGUGUUGGAAAAACCAGUAUUGUUUUAAGAUAUGUUGAAGGUAUAUUUGAUCCAUCUUGUAAAUCUACUUUAGGUGUAAAUUUCCUUACGAAAACUUGUAAAGUCAAAGGUAAAAAAAUUGAUUUAAAUAUUUGGGAUACUGCAGGUUCAGAAAGAUUUAGAUCUAUGGUUUCAAUGUAUUAUAGAGGAGUUUCAUCAUGUAUGAUUGUUUAUGAUAUUACUAACAGACAAUCAUUUGAAGGUGUUGAAAGUUGGUAUAACCAAAUAAAAUCAGAACAAGACUGUGAAAAUAUCCUCAUUGAAAUUGUUGGAACAAAAAGUGAUUUAUCAACUCAAAGAGUAGUUAAAACUAUUGAAGGUGAAAAUCUUGCAACAAAAUUUGGUUGUUUAUUUGCUGAAGUUACAUCAGUUGAAGGAGAUAGUGUUGAUAAGGCUUUUAAUAAUAUACUUGAUAAAGUUGAUAUUUCUCAAUUCCAUUGUUCUACUGAUGAAGCUAUUCCUGUUGUUGAAGAUACUCAUAAUUGUUGUUAA
Messenger RNA from Entamoeba dispar SAW760, 573 nucleotides. RefSeq lists its product as uncharacterized. The transcript is spliced from 4 exons. Lineage: Eukaryota; Evosea; Mastigamoebida; Endamoebidae. The record is from RefSeq and is a predicted model, not a curated record. Gene Ontology annotation, molecular function: GTP binding; GTPase activity. The coding region runs from base 1 to 573 and encodes 190 amino acids.